AAACCUAACCUACACCUACAGAUACGUGAUACGUCGGAUACGUCCAUGUUUAAUAGAAAGUUUUACUGUUCAAGUAUUAAAUAAGUGAUAAAAGUGUGAGUGAAUAUAAAACCAUUUAGCAUUCAAGAUUAUUAAAAGUUAUUUCCCACAGAUAUGGAUAAAAAGAAUAAAAAAUCUGGAAGCAAGCAAAUUUUUAUCAUCACUCCCGAUGAAUUAGCCAGACUUGGAAUUUUAGCGCAGCUAUCCAGUGCCGCAGUAAGCGCCAAGCCUGCUGAAGAUACCACACCUAGUCCAUCAACUUCAAAAAGUGUAGACAAAAUCACUGAAACUCCUGACAUUUGUAACAUCUUAAGAACAGCUCUGAAGAAAAAACUUACAGCCAAAAAUCCAACUGACCAUCAAACACAAGAGUUAUCAGUAAAACAGAAAAUUGGUAAGAAGAUUAGAACUAAGGUACUAUCUGGAGAACUAGAAUUGUCAGGGCCAACUCAAGAAACACAUGUUACAGUACCAAAGACAACUAAUAAAUCUUCAAAUAAAACUGUAAGUGUUAUUAGUAAUACUGCAGUCAACUUAAGCAAGGAUACCAUACACAAGAUUGUAAGUCACGCCCCAAUAAAAUCUGAGAUUGUAGAUAAAGAUGGUAAACAAUCCAAUCAUGCAAAAAUUACACCAAUUAUAUCAAAAAUCAAGAAAGGAAAAACGGAUAAUUCUGAAACCAUACUUCCUUUAUCUACUGUGAAUCUGAAGAUGAAGAAACCAACUCAUAAUGUAUCAAAAAUCAGGGAAGAAAAAACUACAAAACCACAUACUGAAGAGCUAGAGCAUAGCAUCAAAACAAAUAGAAUAACAAAUGAAAUCGAUAAAGCAGAUCAUGAUGAUAAAAGUAAUAAAAUAGUUGAAAAGAAAGACAGAGAACUUAAUAAACCUAUUAAGAGAGACAGAAAAGGAAAUCUUAACAAACAAACACAAAUUCAAGAAGUAGUAGUACACGCAUCACCAGACACAGACAUAAUAACAAGCAUUGUUGAACAUCCUCAUAAGAAAAACAAAUCAAAAAAGGUAUCAUCAACAGAAAGCGAAUCUCGUAUUAGUGAUUCAUAUAUUAUUGAACCUGUUGAACAGUGUCUUGACUUAAGGAAUAAAUCUAAUGAACUGCUUCAAGGAAAAAUAGACAGAACUCAGUGUGAUGUGUUCGUUAAAGAGUCUAGAAGACCUAGACUUACUGUUACAGACAAAACGUUGAUCAGAAACACAUCUAUAAGGCGAUCUCUUUCACGCAAACCACCUAAACUGGUUGAUAAAACAAUUGAUAAAUUAGAUUUUAAACAAAUAAAUAUUAUUCCACUCGGAUCAAAGAAUACUGCAACAGAAACAGAAUUACAUGAAACUGCUGACACAGAUUUUAAAUGUACAGAAAUAAUUUCUGAAGAGAAAAAUUUAGAUGGUAAGAGAAAAUCUGAAAGUCCAAAAGAACCCUCAGUACAUCAAGAAGAAUUGAAAACAGUAUUAAGAGCUCCAGUUGUUACUUCAUCAAGAGGGAUGAAUACUUCUGUAGAUGUAGAUGAGAGCUGUGAAAAACCUGCCAAGAAAAAAGGAGCUAGAAAGUCCAAGAAUCUGGUGGUACCGAAAUUUGAACUUAAAAAAUACAUUAGUGACAAGAAAGAAACUGAAUUAAUACCCAUCACACCAGUGAAUGCUAUAGAAUUAGUACAACAAUCUGGAGAUAUAGUCACCACCUCUAUAGAUAACUCAAUAGAAGUAUUUAGUACCUGUACACAACGCGAUAAAAGCUGUGAAAAAUCUUCUAAGGAAAAAGGAAGUAGAAAGUCUAAGAAUUUGGUGGUUUCGCAUGAAAAAAACUCAGAAGAUAUUAGUGAAUCCAAAAAAAGUGAAUUAGUACUCAUCACACCAGUAAGUGCUAUAGAAAUAGUGCAAAAAUCUAUAGAUACAUGUACCACCUCUAUAGAUAACUCAGUAAAAGUAGCCGACACCUGUGUACAAGGUAUUGGGAGCCGUGAAAAACCUGCUAAGAAAAAAGGAGAUAAAAAGUCUAAUAAUCCGGUAGUACUGGAAGAUGAACCCCAGAAAAGCUUAGAAGACAUUACUGAAGAGAAAAAAACUGAAUUAGUACCCAUCACUGCAGUGACUGCUAUAGGAAUAGUGCAAAAAUCUGUAGAUACACCUACCACUUCUAUAGAUAACUCAGUAAAAGUACUCAACACUUGUGUACAAGUAGAUGAGAGCUGCAAAGAACCUGCUAAGAAAAAAGGGGGUAAAAAGUCUAAGAAUUUGGUGGUAGCGGAAUUUGAACCUGAAAAAAAUAUUAGCGACAAGAAAGAAACUGAAGUAGUACAUGUCACUGCCGUAAAUAGUAUAGAAAGAACGCAAAAAACGGAAGAUAUUCCCACCAGUUCUACAGAUAACUCAAUAAGAACACUUACUACCCGUGUACAAUUAGAUGAGAGCUGUGAAAAACCCGCUCAGAAAAAAGAAGGUAGAAAGUCUAAGAACCCGAAGGUACCGGAAGUUGAACCUGAAAAAACUUUAGAAGACAUUAGUGACAAGAAAGAAAUGGAAUUAAUACCCAUCACAGCAGUGACUACAGAAAUAGUGCAAAAAUCUGGAGAUACAUCUUCCACCUCUCUAGAUAACUCAGAAAAAGUACUCAACACCCAUGUACAAGAAGAGAAGAGCUGUAAAGAAUCUGCUAAGAAAAAAGGAAGAAGAAAGUCGAAAAAUCUGGUGGUACCUGAAGUUGAACUUGAUAAAAACUUAAAAGACAUUGGUGCAAAGAAAGAUACUGAACUAGUUCCUAUCAUUGGAGGCAAUGAUAUAGAGGUAAUGCAAAAAUCUGGGGAUACACAUAGCACCUCUACAGCUAAUUCAGUUAAAUUACUCAAUACCUCUGUACAAGUACAUGAGAUCUGCAAAGAGCCUGAUAAGAAAAAAGGAGGUAGAAAGUCUAAGAAUCUGGUAGUUGCACCUGAAAAAAACCUAAAAGAAAUCAGCAAAAAGAAAGAAACUGAACCAGUACCCAACACUGCAGUAAAUGCUAUAGAAAUAUUGCAAAAAUCUGGAGAUACGUCUACUAUCUCUACAGAUAACUCAGUAAAAAUACUUAACACCCUUGUACAAAUAGAUGAGAGCUGUGAAAUACCUGCUAAGAAAAAAGGGGGUAGAAGGUCUAAGAAUCUGGUAGUACCGGAAGUUGAACCUGAAAAAGACUUAGAGGACAUUAGUGAAAAUAAAGAAACUGAAUUAUUACCCGUUACUGCAGUAAAUGCUACGGAAAUAGUACAAAUAUCUGGAGAUACACCUAUCAGCUCUAUAGAUAACUCAGUAAAUGUACUCAACACCUGUGUACAAGUAGAUGAGAGCUGCCAAAAACCUGCUAACACAAAAGGAGGUAGAAAGUCUAAGAAUCUAAAGAAACUAGUACCCAUCACUGCAGUAAACGCUAUAGACAUAGUGCAAAAAUCUGGAAAUAUAUCUACGACCCCUAUAGAUACCUCUGUAAAAGUACUCAAUACCUGUGUACAAGUAGACGAAAGCUAUGAAAAAUCUCCUAAGAAAAAAGGAGGUAGAAAGUCAAAGAAUUUGGUGGUACUGGAAUCUAGACCUAUAGGAAACAUUGGUAAAGAUUAUAUUGACAUAAUUGCUGAACAACUCGUAGAAAAGAAAAACUUAUAUGAUGACAGCGACAAGAAAGAAAUCGAAGCAGUACCCAAAAUUUUGGAAAGUACUUCAUUUGGAGCUCAAAAAACUGAACAAGUAUCCACAAGUUCAAUGGAUAAUUCCAUAAGCAGAAUAAAAGUAAAUGACAGCUCUGAAACAUCUGCUAAGAAAAAACGCGGCAAAAAAUCUCAGAGUCUAGUGGUACCAGAAGUCGGAUCUGGUGGAAAUACUGAUCAUAAUAUAGUUACAGAAGAACCUAUCGAAGAUAGAAAUCUAAAAAAUCAUGACAAAAAGGAAAAAACCGAAUCUAGUACAAUACAAAAAACUGGAGAUGCUAAAGAACAAGAUAUAGGUAGAAAUUACGAAGAACCUGCUAAGAAAAAAGGCAGAAAAUCUAAUAAUCUAGUAGUACCAAAUAUGAUCAACAAAACAGGUAUGAAUAUUGAGCUAUCUGUUGAAAAAUCAGGCCACUUAAACAACGAAACCAAAGGAAUAAAUAUCGCUACAAUUAGUACGACUGACCAAGCAGAAAAUAAUCAUAAUAACAUUGAAAAAAGCGGUAAGAAAAAAAGAGAACGAAGGAGGAAAAAUGUAUGGUUAACAGGAAUUGAAUCCGUCAAUCAGUCUUUCAUUACUGACGAAGAAGAUACCUCUACCUUCGAUAUAAGUAUUGAAGAAACCGAUCAAAAUGAGGAACUGGCUACUGAUGUAUCUGUUAGUGAAACAAGUAUCGAACAACCAACUAAAAAGAGGAGGGGAAGACCUCCAAAAGGCGAUAGUCCGGCGCCGGUAACUACUGAUCCUGAGCCGACUGUUAAAUACCACGUAGAAGAGUCCAAGAGGGGUAGAAAACGGGCAAAAAUAAACUAUUUGGAAGUUGAGAUGAUGGGUCAAGAAACUCAGAGUGUUACUACAAAAAGAAAAAGAAAAGCAACUGAAACGUUUGAUACAGAGCCAACUAAAAAGAAGCGUGAUAAAGAACCGGAUACUGAUUAUAAAGUUGAGGAAGACAAGGAAGUUAUCGAUGAAGCCAGUAACAGUAAUGAAGUUGCCGACUCAGAUAAACCAGCUAAGGAUAAAAGGAAGUAUGCUUGGAACGGGAACACGGUGAAGAUGUAUAGCCAAAUGUUUUCUGCUCUUCAGGAUAAUCCAGUUGGUGAACAGAGUGCAGUAGCCAUCCCUGCAUCCCGAUAUAGAGGUCGUCCCAGAAAAGAUAAUGACGUGAAUCGGUCUCUAGUUUGCGAUGAACAAGACCAAGUGACAUGUGCUAUUUGUCGAGAAAUUUUACCAUAUGAGGAUUGGUCCGAUCAUAAUGUAGACAGACACUACAAUUUGGCCUGGCGAGCAGGAGAAGUUCAGUUGUUUUUGGACGAUUAUGCUGUGUUACGGUCCAAAUUACAACAAUUCUUUGGUGGCAAGAAAAAACUUUCUUGUCUAAAAUGCAAUAAAGCAUGUACGAAAUUACUCGAAUUUGUUUGCCAUAGGGAGGAAUGCGAAGGUAUUUUAGUAAAAGGGGAUGUUACUUGUGCUGUGUGUAAUAAAACAAUGGAUAGAAAAUUGUGGACUGCUCAUAAAUUGAAACAUAACAAUUUAGCGUGGAGAGUUGGAGAUUAUCCGUUGGAUCUAAACAGCGACGUGUUGGUAUUAAAGAUCUUGAACGCGUUGUACAAUGCGAAAAAACCUUUGACGUGUGAGACCUGCGGCGCGGUGAAAAAAUCGGUGGUCGGCUUUCUGUCUCAUCGUGGACAGUGCGGAAAGAACAUCGAAGAGGUAAAGGUGAAAUGCGAAUUAUGCGACAGUAGAUGUCUACCUUCGAGUAUACCGUCUCACAUGAAAUCGGUCCAUAAUCCAAAGAAGAAAACCAUCACCAGCGAUUAUUUUGAUAUCGACAUUACCGUUCCGCAAGGCAAGAGAAAAGCAGCCAAAAGGGCUCUAGACAAGAUCGAUGAAGUUGCAAAAGAAGAACUAGAAGAGUAUUUGAAGUACUAUGAGAAACAACUCGAUUUUAAAGAAAGCAAGAAUUUUAUAGCGUAUUUGAAUAAAGAAUUACACGUCAAGAAGUCAGUGAAAUGCAAAAUGCAGAAUUGCCAAUUCGAAUCAGAUAAUACAUCAACGCUUUUGGACCACAUGUCUUCGUGUCCUUCAAAACCAACAGAGUAUUUCACGUGUAAGACGUGUUUUUCCACACACGCGUCCCAGGAGGAAACAAUCCAUCAUUUACGACAAGCACACUCCCUCAAAAUAGGGGACGACGAUGACUGUAAGAAGGAAUUCUGCGAAGAAGACGAACAGGAUGGAGUCGUGUCUGAGAGAUCGAGGAAGAGAAGAUCCAUCGCCUUCCAAGAAAAGAAACAACAACUUUUUAGGUUGAAAAACGAUAGCAGCUUUAUAGCUAGACCUGUCUUUGUCUUGGAAACGAGUAAGUGCCCAAAGGAUAAUUUGCGGAUAUUUUCGCACGCUUUCAAAUACUCCAUCAACUUCUGUGAGACGCAUUAUAUUGAUAGCCACGAUUUGAAAAACUUUAUUUGUAACAAAGACGAUUGGGGAUUAUUAGAAGAGGAAUCUAUCGAGAUGUAUUUACCCCCAUCAGAACUAUCCUGUGAUGUUUUCGUAAAGACUGUUAACGGAUAUGAAAAUGUAUAUAAUUCCGAAUAUACUUUUAAAAAGUAUGAACUCUUUGAGGCGCAGCGAGAAACAGACACCAUCACGAUAUUCUGUGGAGGACCAGUACACUCUUUGGCAUGGUUGCCAACUCCCUACAACUGCAAGAACAAACCUCAAAUUCUAGCAGUUGGUACUAGUCGAGACUUCGAUGCAAUGUACCAAGUGGACGGAUAUUGUAAUGAGCCCACUCUAAUACAGUUCUGGAAUUUUGGUAUCUUGAGGAAUGUGCAAGAAUUUCCGGAACCUAGGUUAGAGUUUGGUCUUGCAGUCGACUAUGGACCGAUUUGGCAUUUGGAGUGGUGUCCUUCUGGAUCUUAUAAUGUUGAAGAUUCCGGGGAAUGGACUAGGAUAGGAUUGCUAGCCGUUUCUGGAUCGACAAUGCCGGUUUAUAUUUAUUCUGUCCCUUCGUUCGGAGAAGAUAAAAGUGGCUUAUUUUACAAACCUCGACCUCUUUUAAAACUGCAGCUGACCGAGAAAGAAGCAGAAUUAAAACGGCUGUCUUUUCCUACCAAAAUAUCGUGGAGUAAGACGAACGGAAGCUGUUCUAUAGCAGUGGGCUAUUCAGACGGAACCGUGGCUGUGUACAAUCUAAAAGCCGUUUCAAAUUCGUUGGACAUUCAAGGCGAUAACUCUACUUCAAAAAUUUUACUUCCUUCCAAAGUAAUAAAGGCUCAUUCUCACUAUGUAUCAGCACUUUCUUGGAUUCCUGUGGGCACCGAUCGAUUUCUAUUCAGCGGAUCUUUUGAUAAAUCCGCCUACGUUUGGGAUUUGCACAGCCAGGAUAAAUUUGCUACGAAAAAAGGCGGAAUUGUGACAGACGGAACCUGGUUGACAAAUUGGUUAUCUCAUAUGGCCACCACCGAGGAAUCCUCGCCUAAAAACUGUAAUGUAGCGAGCACGCUAUACGCACACAGAUCGUUUAUAGAAGACACCAACAACCUCAACAGUUCUCUAGUAACGGUGCUGUCACUAUCAGCUUCCGACUGGCUGAACGGUUUUGUACAAGGAAAUUCAGUAGGAGAAGUAGUUGCUUUCUUCCCACACCAAAUGAUGUUCAAUCAAGAUUCUUUGAAGAAGAGAUCUAAGUAUCGAUUUUUGAUUGGGUACACAAGACUGAUAGACAAAUCAAAGUCUCCUGAAGGAAGAGCCGCUUCGGAAAAGAAGAAACGUGAAAUGUUUUUAACGAGAUCUGAGAGAAGUAAAACUUUUAAAGUGAUGGAUGUCGUUGACGACAAGGAGCUCCACUACGAACCAUUAGACUACCGAGAAGCUGCGAAAAAGUAUGGACUCGUUUUCUGUGAUACUAAAUCGGAUGUACCAUGUCUGAGAAAAUCCACCCACGAGAAUGUAGAUUUGUCCAAACAACACUUGUAUCCCUUACAAGAAGUCAGGAAGGUUUGUUUCAAUCCAAAUAGACAGGCAAGCCUGUACUUUGCUAGUGGGUACCAAACUGGUUUCGUGAGGGUAUCCUACUUGAAGUUUCUUGAAAAAGAUCCGCAGAUCACUUUCUCGGAAAAUUGGGAUGAAUCGACAAUUGAUGAUCGGCAAUAGUACAUCUCGUUUUUUAUGAUUCUUCUUGAACGUCCACGAUUUUACUUUUACCUUUUUCUUGUUGUUCUUUAAGAGAAUAAGCGCAAAAUUUCGAGCCAAUGCUUUUUAAAUGCUUUAAUUUUGUUCAAAUUCUGUGAAAACUAACAAGUAUUUUUGAAAAAUGAAAGAUGAAUGUAGAAUGAAUGAAAGGCAUAAUGAAAGAUUACAUUAUUACCGACGGUAGGAAGUCCGUGAAAACUUCUAUAAUGUUUAUUUUAAUCAGUUACAGGGGUGAAAGAAAGAGCAAAUCUAGUGUGAUUCUCAAUUUAAAAUAUCCCAUUCAAAAGAAAUUUUUUGUUUAUUCUAAGGAACCUUCCGCCCUCGGUAAUAAUGUAGUCUUUCAUUUUACGUUUAAACUUGUUAAAAAUACUUAUUAGUUUUCUCAGGAUUCGAAAAAAAGUGAAUGUAUUUAGAAAGCAUUGGUCCGAAAUUUUGCGCAUACGCUCUUAAAUUAAUUUUGCUCUAAUCAUAGAAGUGACAAUUUUUAUUUAUAAAUCCAAAUCUGAACAACACACUUUUUGUGUUUUUCGUUCCCACCGCUUCUAAUUCUUCAAUUGUUACUUUCUUUUUAUUUGUAAUCAUUCCAUUAUUCAGUACAUUGUUCAAUUAGAAUUCGAUAUAGUUACGACUAUGACCUAGAUCUUUUUUGAUAUAUUUACGUAUGUAACCAGUAUAAAGUUAAUACCAAACCUCUCUUUCAGUGCGUCAUAAAUUUUGACGUCAUAUUGGACUUUAAGAAUGUCGCGAAUAAUUGCAUCACAUUUUAGUUCUGACAGUUGUCAGAAUAUUUUUUAUAUUCAUAUAAAUAUCAAUAUUUAUAUAAAUAUUUUCCAUAAUAUUAAUAUUUCAAAUAUAUUAAUUAAAAAAAAAUAAAUAUGAAAUAAAAUUUCACUAUACAAUGUCCAAAUAUAUUUAAGUCAUAAAAUAUUUAUAUGUACGUUGUUGAAAUUACACUAACCUAGAAUUAUAAUUGUCGUUUUACCAGUUGACAUUGUAAAAGGACUGUCACGAUCGAUUAUUUUUUUUUGUCAAAUUACCUUUAUUCGCAUCAUUGAUUGCUUAUCUAUGUAGAUUAAUGAGAGUAAUGUAAUCGUUAACUAAUUAUACAUCUAUAAGUAUAAGUCGCUUUAAUAUGCAAAUAACCGUCAACGAAUACAUAAUUUUUGAAGUUCUAUAUAUAAUAAUCACGAACGUACGUUUUUUCCGUCACUUCGAACUUAAAGCGUUAGAGAGAAUUCGAUAAACUAUGACACACUGAAAGAAGGGUUUGGUAUGAACUAUAACUGGAGUGUAUUAAACUUAGAAUGUAAUACGCUAAAUUCCUACGUCACGUUGUCAUCUGUCAAGUUUGUGAGAUUAGAAUCAUCAUAAAAGACAAAAUGUUCUAUUUUUGUAAGUACUUUCAAACCAGUUCAUUUACAAAUAUUUCAAAAACAUUUAAUAUUACUAAUUGGUUUAAAACCUCAACAAAUCAUGAUAGUGACCUAUCAUUUUUGAUAUAGCAAUGGAAACAACAUAUAAAGAUAGACAAUUUAGUUUUCUAUGGUUCCAAAAUCUCAACAAAACAUGAUGGCGAGCCUUCAUUUUUAAUAUAGCAUGUUUAAGAUGGUUACAUACACUACUAACUUAACCUAAAUUUGGUAAAGAGCUUAUAAAAAGCGCGAAUAUGUAAAGGUGGUUUUCUAAAUUAGGUAAAAGUGUAUGCUAAAAGAAAACAAGCUCAUAGUCUGUCUACUCUAAUGGAAUAGAUUUGAAGUCGUGGAUUUUUUUAUUCUUUUUUAGUCGCUAAUAUACCGGGUGGUGAAUCGUAAAACGGGCCAUAGGAAACUCAAUGUAAAAUUCUAAACUGUUUAAUUCCUGCUUCUCUAAUUAUUCUACAUCAAAAGUCAUGAGAAAAUAUUUGUAGAGAAUUGAAAUUUGUAUUGAAAUCAAAAGUUAAAAUUGUUCUACAAUUUAAACGCAUUCCAAAAUUUUGAAAAAUAUAAUACAUUUGCCACAAUAGGUAUGUGUGUAUAAGUUAGGCCACACGUUACUAUUUAACUGACAGGCUCACACCAUUGACUGAAUAAAAAAUCUUUAUUAUUAAUACUUUCUCCGCAACUGAGUUUAUCUUAUCAACUGUACUGUUUUUAAACAAUAAAUUAUAAAAUAAAAAUAUUGACAGUUCAAAAAUGUGAAAAUAAUAACUUCAUUGUGACACAUUAUUGCACUGUGUGUGGCCUAAUUUUGGGCUGAAAAACUGAAAAAUGUUUUUCCACCUACCUCUACCGAAAGUAUACUUUUCCGGACCUGAUUGUAGGGAGCAAAGUUGUACUUUUCCUCCCUAGGGAGGAAAAGUAAAAGUGGCGUCAUGGUAUUUCAUUCAUGAAAUAUAACUUAUUGACGCCCUGUACAAUAUCUAUUUUCUAUUACGUAAGUAUCUAUAUAUUUUAACGUUUAUUUAUAAUACACCCCCCGUAUUUCGCAGAAUGGUAAAAAACAGUAAAUUAUUAUUUUGAUUUAACAAUGUUUACAUUAAUAAUUUGACUUAUAUUUGACAGUUGACAGUUAUAUUGUACCUACUUGUUAGUUUUAGUUCUAAUAAAUUUUGUUGGUUAGCUACAUAAAUAAAUUAAGUAAAAAUGAAAAAAUUAUUUGUUAUUUGGGGAAGAUGGAAAAACCAUAUGUAUAACAUGGGAGUAAAGUUUCUUUUCCUCCCUUGAAUGAUUACUGCUCUCCGCUACGCGUCGGGCAAUAAACUUCAUUCUCGGGAGGAAAAGUAGCACUUUCCUCCCUUGUUAUACAAAUAGCUAUUACAUUUUUACAAAAUUUUGGAAUAUGUUUAAUUCGUAGAACAAUUUUAACAGUUGUUGUUUUCAAUACAGAUUUAAAUCCUCUACAAAUAGUUUCUAAUAUCUUUUGGUGUAAAAUAAUUAGGGAAGCAGGAAUUCAACAGUUUAGAAUUGUACAUUGAGUUUCCUAUGGCCCGUUUUCCAAUUCACCACCCGGUAUAUCAUAAAAAGGGAAAUCCCACUAAUUGGCUGUAUACCAUAGCAAAAAUACUGUAGAAGUAAAAAAUAGCUCCUUUUGUAGCUGGUAUAUAUAAAUUUUAUUAAAAAAUUUUCUUAAAAGAUCCAAGUUGGCCAAAAACUUUAGAUCACAGAUAAACGAACGCUUUCGGUCUUAGCAGACCAUCAUCAGGUUAAACCUAGAAAUAAUUAAACCUUAUGCAAAAACGUUGAAAUAAUGCAAAACCUAUAAACUAAUGCAAACGGGUUGAAAUUUUGACAAAGGUUAAAAAUUUCAACCCCCCUUUUGCAUUAGUUUAUAGUGGUUUACUUAUUUCUAGGUUUAACCUGAUGAUGGUCUGCUAAGACCAAAAACGUUCGUUUAGCUGUGAUGUAAAGUUUUUGUCCAACUUGGGUCUUUUAAUAAAAUUUACAUAUACCAGCUACAAAAUGAAGUCUUUUUUACUUCUACAGUAUGUUAAUAUAUAAAUCUAAGCAAUUUUAUGCCGGGUCUUUGAAUAAAGUAUUACAUAUGUGUAUAUAAGUUGUACAAAAUGUUAAUUUAUUGAUAUUAAAUAUUUUUUAACUCGUUUUAUAUAUUUUAUUGUUGUAAUAAAUGGUUCUAAGUAAA
Molecule: messenger RNA, 11550 nt
Organism: Diabrotica virgifera virgifera (western corn rootworm)
Lineage: Eukaryota; Metazoa; Arthropoda; Insecta; Coleoptera; Chrysomelidae
Exons: 18
Coding region: 154-7893 (2579 amino acids)
Biological process (GO): transcription by RNA polymerase III
Cellular component (GO): transcription factor TFIIIC complex
Molecular function (GO): protein binding
Source: RefSeq, a predicted model, not a curated record